AAAAUGCUCUUUGUGAAGUACCUUACCGCGAUGAAAAUCGUAAAACAUUGGAUAGUUUUAUUUUCUCAUUGACUAAUCGUGCGAACCCUGUGUUAAGCAGGGUUGUGACGAAUGCAAAGGAUCAAGCAAUUUUCUGGGACGGAAUGAAAGGUCCUUGUUUUGGUGAAACCGAUUUGUGCAUGAAAGCAUCUAUAGAAUCGGCUGAUGCCCCAAUCACUGUUUCGACGACUUAUUCUUCAAUGUCGCCAUCAACUUCAAUUCGACAACAUUCUCAAAUUAGCUGG
Racocetra persica is the source of this 284-nucleotide messenger RNA. The record is from the annotation of a GenBank genome assembly. NCBI's taxonomy places the organism in Eukaryota, Fungi, Glomeromycota, Glomeromycetes, Diversisporales, Gigasporaceae.